AUGACAAAGAUCUUCCUUACCGGCGCUUCAGGGUACAUCGGCGGCGAUGUUCUCCAUGUACUGCUCGAGUCGCACCCAGAAUACCAAGUUCGAGCGUUGGUUAGAGAUGCCACCAAAGGCGCAGCCAUCACGAAAGAAUACAGCCAGGUACAGAUUGUCAACGGAGGAUUUGACGAUACAGACAUCAUCGCCCAAGAAGCCAAAGAUGCUGAUGUGGUAGUCCACCUAGCAGCUACGGGUCAUCUAAAAAGUGUCCAAACCAUCUACGAGGCUCUUUCGAGCAAGCAGGAGGGAUCAAAACCGCCCUACUACAUACAAAUCUCCGGCGCCAGUGCGUUGGCAGCAGGCGAACUUGCCGACAAGUCGUGGGUUUUUGGUACAGGUAAUGAUGUCAUCCACAAUGAUCUGGACGGCAUCGAUUCCAUCAAGUCGUACAUCAAGCAAUAUCCCAACCGCGCUGUCGACAACUACAUAUUUUCAGUCAGUGAACAACAGUCGUCUGUUAAGACUGCACUCGUCGUUCCUCCCAUCAUCUAUGGGCAAGGCCGCGGGCCCGGCAACCAGCGCAGCAUGCAAAUUCCCGACCUGGCCAAGGCGGUACUGGAACGCAAGCGGGGAGUUCAAGUCGGUUCUGGUGAGAGUCGAUGGGGCAAUAUUCAUAUCGCCGACUUGAGUCGCAUCUUUCUUCUGCUGGUUGAGAAGGCAGCCGAGGGUAACCAUGAUGAAGAUAUCUGGGGCGCAAACGGCGUUUUCUUUACUGGCGCAGGGGAGCUAUCAUUCGGCGAAAUUUCACGACGAGUAGCUGUCGCUGCUCGUGACUUCAAUCUAAUCCCGAGCGAAGGGGUGGACGAGGUCGGUGCCGAAGAAUUCGACCGCCUUGUUCCUCGCGGAUCUAUACUGCUGGGUACCAAUGCGCGUAGUGGCGCUCAAAGAGCAGAGCAGGUCCUCGGCUGGAAACCGGAGAACGAGAGUUUGGAAGAUCACAUUCCUCAGGCUGUCAUCAAAGAGGCUGAGGCACUCGGUAUGAAAGUUGAGCUUUGGAGAGGUUGA
Molecule: messenger RNA, 1050 nt
Organism: Fusarium sp. VM40
Lineage: Eukaryota; Fungi; Ascomycota; Sordariomycetes; Hypocreales; Nectriaceae
Source: the annotation of a GenBank genome assembly